AGUUGUUUCUACUCUCCAGUGAGUGUCAGCUAGUUAUUUGUGGGGAGGCGCUGUAGCCAUUUCGCCACAUGAAAGCAGCCCGAUGAGCUGAACCGACCAACAUCCUCGAGUUUGCUCGUGGAGAGGAAGAAGAGAGAAAUCAGCUUUUGGAGGAGCUCUGCGCGCAACACAAGACACGUACACUUCCUCCUCCUCCACCGUGGAAAAGAGAAAAAAGAGAGAGAGACAGAGAGGAAACGCAAACUUCCAACUCUCCCAUGUGGAAAGCAGAGGUUUGAGGAUAAGGUCUGUCUCUCUUUCUCUCUCUUUCAGUGCUUUGGAUAGUUGUGUUUCUAUGAGAGUCCUGCUGCUCGGCGAGAAGAGAAGAAGUUUGGUUGUUUGCCUGCUCGGCUGAGGAGGAGGUAGGAGGAGGAGGAGAAGAGAGAAGAAGAGUUUAAAGUGUGUUGAAGAUGGUCCGCACCGCCGCCUGCAGAAGGAGCUUUCUGUGCGUCCUGGCGCUCAGUCUCAGCUUGGCGUCUCCACCGUGCGACGCUCGGAUUUACACCAACCACUGGGCGGUCAGGAUAGCCGGGGGAGCCGAGGUGGCCGAGCGGAUAGCGGAUAAAUACGGCUACAGGAACAUGGGACAGAUUGGGGAUCUCAAAGACCACUAUCACUUCUUCCAUAGCCGGACCAUCAAGAGGUCGACUUUGUCCAGCCGCGGUCGACAUAGUUUCAUCUCCAUGGAGCCAAAGGUGGAGUGGAUACAGCAGCAGGUGGUGAAGAGGAGGAUCAAGAGGGAUUACAAGCCAGCCCCGCCCCUUUCUCUGACUAGCCCCGCCCACAGCAGCCCGGCCCAGAACAACAUAUUCUAUAAUGACGCCAAGUGGAGCAGUAUGUGGUACAUUCACUGUAACGACGACGUCCAUAACUGCCAGUCGGACAUGAACAUCAUGGGGGCAUGGAAGAGGGGCUACACGGGGAAAGACGUGGUGGUGACCAUACUAGAUGACGGCAUUGAGAGGAACCACCCAGACCUCUUUCAGAACUACGACCCUCAAGCCAGCUUUGAUGUCAACGGCAACGAUAUGGAUCCCAUGCCUCGAUAUGACGCAACCAACGAGAACAAACACGGGACACGGUGUGCGGGCGAAGUUGCUGCAGCCGCAAACAACUCCCACUGCAUUGUGGGAAUUGCCUACAAUGCCAGAAUAGGAGGUGUGCGAAUGCUGGAUGGCGAUGUAACUGAUAUGGUGGAGGCCAAGUCUCUGAGCCUCCAGCCGCAGCACAUCGACAUCUACAGCGCCAGCUGGGGACCUGAUGAUGAUGGAAAGACCGUGGAUGGACCAGCGUCUCUGGCCAGGCAGGCAUUCGAGAAUGGCAUCCGCAUGGGGAGGAAGGGCCGUGGCUCCAUCUUCGUGUGGGCUUCAGGCAACGGCGGGCGCAGCAGAGACCAUUGCUCCUGCGACGGCUACACCAACUCCAUCUACACCAUCUCCAUCUCCAGCACAGCUGAGAGCGGACGCAAGCCGUGGUACCUGGAGGAAUGCUCGUCCACACUGACCACCACAUACAGCAGCGGGGAGAACUACGACCGAAAGAUUAUCACAACAGACCUGAGACAUCGAUGUACAGACAGUCACACGGGGACAUCGGCCUCGGCUCCCAUGGCUGCUGCCAUUAUUGCUCUGGCCCUGGAGGCAAAUCCUCUUCUAUCAUGGAGAGAUAUUCAGCACAUAAUCGUAAAGACCUCGAGAGCCGGACAUCUCAGCGCCCCUGACUGGAAGACCAAUGCUGCUGGUUACAAUGUCAGCCACCUGUACGGCUUUGGUCUGAUGGACGCUGAGGCGAUGGUGAAGGAGGCGGAGCGAUGGAAGCAAGUCCCAACUCAGCACGUCUGUGUGGAGAGCGCAGACCGACAAAUAAGAACUAUCCGUCCAGAGCAUGUGGUUCGGUCGGUGUACAAGGCAACAGGAUGCACUGACAACCCCAACCACCAUGUGAUCUACCUGGAGCACGUGGUCGUACGUAUAACAAUCACACACCCUCGACGGGGGGACCUGUCAAUCAAUCUGACCUCACCCUCAGGGACCAAGUCUCAGCUGCUUGCCAACAGGUUGUUUGAUCACUCCAUGGAGGGUUUUAAGAACUGGGAGUUUAUGACCACCCACUGCUGGGGAGAGAAGGCAGCAGGCGACUGGGUCCUAGAGAUCUAUGACUCACCUUCUCAACUCCGCAGCCAGAAAGUACCCGGCAAGCUGAAGGAGUGGUCACUGGUGCUGUACGGCACCUCUGUGCACCCGUACUCGUCUCUGCGCAGCGAUAAGCCCCGCUCCACAGACAUGCUGACGCCCACCGAUGAGGAGUUCACAGAGGAGUACAACGGCCCCUGUGACUCUGAAUGCAAUGAGAACGGCUGUGAAGGUCCUGGACCCCAUCACUGCAUCAACUGCCUCCACUACUUCCUCAAGUUCAAGAACAACACCAGGAUGUGUGUGUCGGAGUGCCCCAGUGGCUUUUUCCGCGAUGACAGGAAGCGCUGCAAGAAGUGCUCCUCGUUGUGCGAGACCUGCGUCGGUAGCCGUAGCGACCAGUGCACCACAUGCAGGACUGGUUUCCACCUCAACGAGGGCUCCAACACGUGUGUCGCCAACUGUGGCGACGGCUUCUACCUCGACAACGAUUCCAACAUUUGCAGGAGAUGUCCAGAGAACUGCAAGAAGUGCACCACCUCCAAUAUCUGCACAGAAUGUAAACCUGGGAUGAGUCUUCAAGGAAACAAGUGUCAAAUGACCUGUGACCCCGGGACUUAUUAUAAUGGCCACAGAAGGACUUGUGAGCCCUGUCAUCGAGCAUGUGCCACCUGCGCAGGCACAGGUAUAGAGGCGUGCACAAAGUGUGCAGACGGCUACUUACUGGAGGACUGGCGGUGUGUGUCAACAUGCAGCACUGGCUACUACCUGUCAGAGCAGACGUCAGACAACGGGCAGGUUCAGAGGUCCUGCAAGAAGUGUGACCAUAGCUGCUACGAGUGCUUGGGGCCCGGUGAAAGGAACUGCAGCAGCUGCGUCAGUGGUUACAAUCUGGAGGCAGGAGCCUGUGUGGUCAGCACCAUCUGCAAAGAUGGAGAGUACAUGAGUCGACAUGGACAGUGCCACCUGUGUGAUGUUACCUGUCUGCAGUGCACGGGUCCAGAGAGAGAGGACUGCACCAGCUGCUCCACAACACGGCUCUUUGAUGAUGGACGCUGCGACAUCCGCUGCCAGACGGGGCGUUAUGCCAUGGGGAGGCAGUGUCAUCUCUGUCACCACACCUGCCACGAGUGUACCGAUGAGGGACCGGACAACUGCACCAGCUGUGACAGAGAUAAGUUUGGGGGGUCUAGGUACCUCUAUCAGAGUCAGUGUCGGGACGUCUGUCCAGGGGAGUUCUUCCACUCUUCAAGGAGACGGUGUGAACGCUGUCCUUCAGACUGCAUCAUCUGUUCAUCAGCAGUCCACUGCCUCCACUGCAGCCCAGGACACAAGCUCAGAAACGGCCAUUGCGACCCGUUGGAGUGCAGUGCAGGUGAGAUUGCAGAUUCAGAGAAAGAAGACUGUGUCUCCUGUGACGAGGGCUGCAAACAAUGUGAACGCAAGGAUUCAGGAGGUCAGGAGCAGGAAACGGUUUGCCUCAAAUGUGAAGAUGGUUACUACCAGUUAGGCUCAGACUGUCAUCAGUCGUGUCCAGAUCGGACCUACAGUGCGAACGACACCAUGGUGUGUGCUCCGUGUGAAGACAAACAAUGUGUAGUCUGUGACCCGUCCCAGUGCUACUGGUGUGAAGAGGGAUUCUACGGCUUUGAUGACAAGUGUGUGGAUCACUGUCAGGAAGGUUUCUUUGUGGAUGAGGAGAGCCGGGACUGUGAGCCAUGUCACCGCGACUGUCGUACCUGCGGAGGGCCAAGAUAUGACGACUGUGACCUCUGCGAGGAAGGAUUUACGCUGAAGAACGGGGAGUGUUUAAAGGGCAGACAGCUCUGCUCUGAGACACACUUCACAAACAGUCAGGAUGAAUGUGAGCUUUGCCACUCCUCCUGUAAGACUUGCUCUGCUGCAGGGAAGGAUGACUGCAACAGCUGCUAUGCUGAUCAUUUCUUGACGGCCCGACAGACCUGCACACACCUUUGUCCAUCUGGUUCAUUUGCCAACAAGGCUUCCAGCCAGUGUGAAGACUGCUCCAAAGGGUGUAACACGUGCCAGGACGCCCAGUGGUGCCAGCGCUGUCGCAGUGGGCUUUACCUCCACAAUGGAGUGUGUGUGGUGGAGUGUCAGAGAGGAUUUCCUGAAGAAGGUUUGUGCCAUCCGUGUGCCCCGGAGUGUGCAUCCUGCCAGGGGAAUUCCUCUCACUGUCUGAGCUGUGAGAAACAGUACCUACUGCUGGACCACUCCUGCAGGUCUCACUGUCCAGCGGGCUACUACGCCACCGGGACAGAAUGCCGUCGCUGUCCAGCUCAGUGUAGAGAGUGCAAUGAAGACGGCCUGUGUAAGAAGUGUGCCCAGUACUACUUCCUCCAUCAGGAUAAGUGUGUGGACGAUUGUCCCGUUGGCUACUUUGCCAGCGAGAAGCAACAGGAGUGUGUUCGUUGCCAUGCUGAUUGUGCCUCCUGUGACGGACCGGGCUUCGAUGACUGUGAUGUGUGUCGCAACCGGAAAGCUGUCCGUUACAACGGAGAGUGUCUGGCCAAAUGUCCCAACAACACUUACUAUGAUGCGACUACCAAUGAAUGCAGAGACUGUGACAGGUCAUGUCUGACCUGCUCGGGCCAUGAGCCCUCAUCCUGCCUCAGCUGCGAUACCAACAGGCGUAAAGAUGCCAGCGGACACUGUGUGUGGUUCAGUGAGUGCUUACUGAGCUCAUACAUGGACCAUAAUGGGGAGUGCCAACAGUGUCACAAACUCUGUCAUCGCUGUUCUGGGCCAGGCGAAGACCACUGCCUCAGCUGCAACACGCCACACUUCCUACUGAACAACACAUGUAUGCAGGAGUGUCCUGUGGGUUACUAUGCAGAGGGCAAGGACGAACGCGUGUGCGAGCGCUGUCACUUCAGCUGUAAGUCAUGUAUCGGUCGUCACAGCGUGCAGUGCGUCGACUGUAAAUCUGGAUUUUUCAAGCAGGGAAGCAGCUGCGUCGAAACCUGUUCAGAGAGUCACUUUGGCAACACCACCACCAUGUUUUGCGAGCGAUGUGACCCCUCUUGUAACCAGUGUUGGGGUCGUGGUAACAGAAACUGUCUGAACUGUCGGGAGGGUUACGUCUACCUGAGGCAGUGGGGAAAGUGCCUGCAGAGCUGCCCUCCAAGCUACUACCAAAACAGCCGGUCCAAGACCUGUCACAAGUGUCACCCCACCUGCAAGACCUGCAGCGAUGAGGGCGCUCUGGCCUGUCAGUCCUGUUAUGAAGGCUACACGUUUAUGGGAGGCAUCUGUGUGUCCCAGUGCCUCGUAGGCUUCUACGCUGCUUCACAGGGCUCUGAGUCCGAACACGAUGAGCCAAACUGUAAGGCAUGUGACGUGUCCUGCCUGGACUGCCGAGGUCCCAGUGUGUGGAACUGCACAGUGUGCCCCGUAUUCGAGAUCCUGUCUGAUGAUGGCCGCUGCUUGUCCUGCUGUGGAAAUGAGACACGCCACGAUGGUAAACAAAUACCCAGGGAAUGCUGUGACUGCAAAGUCUCACGAGAGGAGUGCAUCCAGGGUGUCAACUUUGUGAUGAAGGAAGCCGAGGAAUUAGAGGCAGAGGCUCAUGGCAGAACCGCCAAACUCUUUGUCACUGCCUGUGUUCUACUUAUCCUCGCUGUGGGCGGAGGAAUCUUCCUCUUCCUCAAUGCUCGAUCGAGAUCACUCGCCAUCGCACCCAAAACCAAAGCUGGAGGCUACAAGAAACUGGACACCAAUGGAGUCAUUGCCUCACAACCCACCACCUCUGCAUUUGGGGAGUACAGCGACCGAAUCGUUGAAUGUGAGGAUGAUGAGGAAGACGAGGACAUUGUGUACAUGGGACAAGAUGGGACAGUGUAUCGGAAGUUCAAGUACGGACUCUUGGAUGAAGAUGAAGAUGAGAUUGAGCUAGAGUACGAUGAUGAGAGCUACUCGUACAGAUGAAAAAGCACAAAUGACCUGACUGGAGAAAAGUAGACGUUCCUUCUUUGAAGUCUAAACAUGUUGUGAAAAUAGUUUCUCACCAUUCCUCAGAUACAUGUCUGUUUAAUUCUGUUUAGAAAAGUUGGAUCUCUUCAGAUCAUCUUAGCACAAUCAGCAGGUGAAGGAGGAUGACGAGCGCACAGCAAUGUUUUUUAAUGACAUCUCAUUUCAGAGACAUUUACCAGCCAGUUACCAAUUAAUAUGAUAAUAUUUCGGAUGAACUGAAAUUCAUUGUGACCGUCAUCUGAGACGUCUGACAGAUACGGCUGCUGGGUCAAAUUGGAUGUUGACUUACUAGUGGUCUGUCCUCAACAUCAAUAAUUUUGGUUUACUGUUGGAUUAUGGAUAUUACCUAUUCCUAUGAUUGGGAAGAAGAGUUUGAUUUCUUUUUUGAGUCACAAACCUCAGGGGAAAUUGUGAAUGUACUGACAAUCAUAUUCAUAGUUCAUGUGUGUGUGUUUACAUUUUCUAGAAUAAAUAAUUCCAUUUGAAGAAAAUAUUCUAUGUUUACUAGGGCUGUGUAUUUGCAAGAAUCUGGUGAUACGAAAUGUAUCAUGAUAGAGUUUACGAUUCAAUAUAUUGCGAUGCUGUAAGCAAGGCGAUUAUAUUGCGAUUUUAUUUUUUUAUUUUUUAUCUAAUUUUAGGAAAACUGUCAUGUAUAAAGAACACACCACCAUAUGUAUAAAAUCUCAGUAAAAAAGGUCAUUUUUUAUCCAAUCAAAACAGUGGGAUCUGCAUUUAUCACAGUCCCUGUAACAUCCAACAUCAUAGCACUACUUUGAGACAGCACAUACACUGAGAUUGCGCAUAUUUUGCAAAUUAAAUAAAGUACUGACUAAGUUAAUCUUUGCAUAUAAACUAUUAAUUAAAAAUGUAUAGUUUUUGAGAAUUGAUUAAGUAUCACAAAACAUAUGAUUUUUGUUACCCCUAUUGUUUACAACAUGAAAUGAUGUAGUAGUUAUUGUCCAUUGAUAUUGCUUAGAGAAAAGACAAUCUUACACAAUAAUACAUUAAUUAAUUAAAAUUUUUAGAGUUCGAUUUUAUCAGCAAAACAGUUUUUUCUGUGACAAAACACUUUAUAAAACACAGUGACACAUCACGACUACAUUUCAGGACAUUUAAUUGCAAAUUUUAGUCUGUUUAACAACCCAGUUUACUCCACAUUUGGACCAAAUGCUGAUGUGCUUCAUCUGUUUCUAUAUCAUGUGUUUAAUUUGUAUAAUAUGUUUCUGUUGUAACAUUCCUGUCAGUACUUUCUGUGUUACACUGUCUUUGUUUAAUUUGUAAACUGGACUUUGUAUCACACUGCUGGAGUCACGUCCAAAUUCGAAGCAAACUUUGCAAUGAAGUACAAUCUGAUGUGUAACCCUGUGUGGUACUGUUUGGAUCUGUUCAGGUUAGUUUACACAGAGAGGAACAUCUUUUCUCAGUGGUUGCAUCUUGUUUAGGCCACAGUGAAAUGCUGGCACCUGCAUGUGUGCAGAUUACUGUUCAAAAUAUUGUAGAAAGGUGCAGGAGAAGUGAUUUUGUGGGAAGAUUUUCUUUCUAGCUCUGUUUUGACUUCAGGGUUGUUAAUCUGUUUCCCUGAGACAAUAACAGGUCUGCGUCCCACGCACUGGAAAGUGUGAAAAGUAAAUAAUUAGGAUCUUUCUGUACUUGGUUUAGGUGAAAUAUGCUGUGUGAAUCAUUUAUUCAUAAUAAAGUUGGAUGUUGUGAGUGUG
This is a messenger RNA of Sebastes umbrosus (honeycomb rockfish), 7879 nucleotides long. RefSeq names its product proprotein convertase subtilisin/kexin type 5b (gene pcsk5b). The transcript has 37 exons. NCBI's taxonomy places the organism in Eukaryota, Metazoa, Chordata, Actinopteri, Perciformes, Sebastidae. Gene Ontology annotation, cellular component: Golgi membrane; trans-Golgi network. Gene Ontology annotation, molecular function: serine-type endopeptidase activity. The record is from RefSeq and is a predicted model, not a curated record. Gene Ontology annotation, biological process: peptide hormone processing. Bases 450 to 6119 code for a protein of 1889 amino acids.